AGCUUAGUUGGUUCGAACAUGUUAUCUUGAUUAGGCAGUGGUGGUAAAACCCGCCAUUGUCGGGUUGAUCAACGUGCGAAAUAUGCAUCAUAAACCUGUUGGUAUGCCUGAUAGUCUCUUAUAAUACUAACGAAAUCGAAAACAACGCAGGUUUACAAACGACAACAAAAGUGACUAUACAUACCUGUGAUACCCGUUAUGUGUGUGCAUGACAACUACCUGUUCUACUUCAAAAAAGCAUGCCUUUCGUCACAAAACAGCGUUUCUGUGAACAGUUUACGCGCUGCGUUCACAUAUAAUAAACGAUUUUUCGAAAUGAUCCAGUAUAUUGUGUUCACUUUGAUUGCCCUGGUCAUAGAUUCAGGAGAAUCUCAAACUUUCCAAAACUACGAAGUGGCUCAUAUUGGUUUGAUAGGAUGGACCAAUCCCAACAACGGAAUCAUUGUGUUUGAUUGCACUGGGUCCUACAUUGGUAAAAACGUGAUUAUGACCGGCGCACGUUGUUUGGAUCGAAAUGGUACUCGGGCGGAUAUUGUUCGACUUGGAACUGCUAUGGGUACACCACGGGAUUUCCACAUCGAGAACAUAACGAUCCAUUAUAGAUAUGAGGCAGAAUACUACUAUCAUAAUAUGGCCCUAAUUUUUCUCAAAGAGAACCCACAGUCUGUAUCGAAUAAGUUCAAGCCUGCAUGCAUUUUGUCGGUACAACCAUCGAUUGACACCAAGGUUUAUGUGCUUGGCAGAGACUCCGAUGGAGUGUAUCAGAAAACCCCAGUAGAACUUGUCACAUCCGAUAAAUGUCACGAAUAUUAUACACCAACAAAAAAAUUCAAGUAUGGCGCUUUACUAGUUUGCUGCAUGUGUGCUCGUAACGCUGCGACAAAUAAUUGCGCGACUGAACUCUCGUCUCCCAUGCAAACUAUCAUGACAAAGAACGGAAAACACGUGCCUUUCUUGGUAGGCCAAAAAACAAUAGGAAAAUCGUGCGGCUCGAAAAUACCUGGUAUCUACACUCGUCUGAGCUCUGAUGGUCACUUUCCGUGGAUAACGACUGUUAGUGCAAUGAAUUUCAAGGAUCAUGAAGUCUGCAUCGAGCGGUAUUGAAUGGAUGGAGGUUUAAGAUAAUUUAUGGGAUUUGGUACUGCACAACAGUUCCGUUAGAGACGAAUACCCCAAAUGUUCUUCGUUAUUGUUUAGUACUAGCUGCUCUGCACACUAUCUUUAACAAGUAUUCAAAUCAGAGUAUGCAAUCAAAUAUAUUGAACUUAUAUUAAGCUACUAAA
Wyeomyia smithii (pitcher-plant mosquito) is the source of this 1283-nucleotide messenger RNA. RefSeq names its product serine protease Hayan-like. Gene Ontology annotation, molecular function: serine-type endopeptidase activity. NCBI's taxonomy places the organism in Eukaryota, Metazoa, Arthropoda, Insecta, Diptera, Culicidae. The coding region runs from base 199 to 1104 and encodes 301 amino acids. The transcript is spliced from 4 exons. The record is from RefSeq and is a predicted model, not a curated record. Gene Ontology annotation, biological process: proteolysis.